Molecule: messenger RNA, 279 nt
Organism: Cooperia oncophora
Lineage: Eukaryota; Metazoa; Nematoda; Chromadorea; Rhabditida; Trichostrongylidae
Source: the annotation of a GenBank genome assembly
AUGGUCAUAAUCUGCAGGUAUCAAGCUGGUGCGUUCCAGCCGUUCUUCCGCGCUCAUGCUCAUUUGGACUCGAAUCGACGAGAGCCAUGGCUUUUCAAUCAAACGACCACCGAUGCCAUUCGCAGAGCCAUUAAACAGCGCUACCAGAUGCUUCCUUACUGGUACACCUUAUUUUACGAGCACACACGUACGGGGAAACCGCCAAUGCGACCGUUCUGGAUGGAAUUUUCCGAUGACGAGGUGACCAAGCUGAAAGAAAUCAUGAGGAAGAACCAGUGA